GGCUUUCGCCUUGCUGGUUGCUGGGUAUGGUGUUGUUUCCGUAAACAUCCCUGCCAGUGUCUGUGGACGCUGUUGAGUGGCCUGGACCACUCGGAGCCUGCAGAGGCUGCUCUGGGGCUGUGGUCGCGGGGUCGGAGCGGCCUGGGCCUGGCUCCCUGCUCCCCACUGCCGAGGCUGGCGGGACACGAUCCUGCCCAGUUCAGGGCCGAAGGACCAGAGCGGACCCAGUGCAGGUUCUGGGGGUUCACGGGCAGGAUGGAGACGCUGAGAGACAAGACCGUGCAGGAGCUGGAGGAGAUGCAGGGUGACGAGGAGGCCAUCGGCCGGCUGGCCCUGGAGUCCCCGGAGGUGCAGGACCUGCAGCUGGAGCGGGAGAUGGCCCUGGCCACCAACCGGAGCCUGGCCGAGCGGAACCUGGAGUUCCAGGGUCCCCUGGAGAUCAGCCGCUCCAACCUCUCCGACAAGUACCAGGAGCUGCGCAGGCUGGUGGAGCGCUGCCAGGAGCAGAAGGCCCGGCUGGAGAAGUUUUCCUCUGCACUACAGCCGGGGACCCUGCUAGACCUCCUGCAGAUCGAAGGCAUGAAGAUUGAGGAGGAGUCCGAGGCCAUGGCUCAGAGGUUCCUGGAGGGUGAGGUGCCGCUGGAGCAGUUCCUGGAGGACUUCUCCGCCAUGCGGAUGCUGUCGCACCUGCGCCGCGUGCGGGUGGAGAAGCUGCAGGACGUAGUGAGGAGGCCCCGUGUGCCCCAGGAGCCGGCGGGGGACGCCCCCCCACCCCGGCCACCGCCGCCACCACCACGCCCUGCCACCCAGGCUGUGCCCCCCGUGGCCGAGGAGCCCCCACCGCAGCUGCAGCCGCAGCCACUGCCGUCGGCCACACCCCCCUACCCCUUGCCCUACAGCCCAAUGCCCAGCCUGCCCACCGGCCCCACUGCCCAGGGCGCCCUACCGCCAGCCCCCUUCCCAGUGAUGGCCCAGCCCUCGGCCUACGGGACGCCGCCAGGACCCCGGCCCGGGGUGGCUGCAGGCUAUGCCUGGUCCCCCUCCAGGGGCACGCCGCUCCAGCCAAGCUACCCCACACCCCCGACCAGCACCUCAGGCCCUGGGUACCCCUUAGCGGGGGGCCGGGCCCCCAGUCCUGGCUAUCCUCAGCAGUCCCCCUUUCUCCCCAUGGCAGGGAAGCCCCCCUACCCCACGCAGCCCCCGCUGCCCGGCUUCCCCACGCAGCCCCCGUACCCCACCAGGCCCGCGCCCCCCUACGGCUUCCCCCCGCCCUCGGGCCCAGCCUGGCCCGGGUACUAGGUGGGCUGCCCUCCUCUCGGCACCGUGGCCCUCGCCCUCCUUGCACAGAGACCGAGGGGCAGCAGCAGCCUUGGUGCUGUGACUGCACGGCAGCCCCUGACCAGCGGCCUGACUGCCCUCAGGGCCGGCCGCGGGCUUGGAGUCUGAGCCGGUGUGCACGCCGUGUGCUCCUCUGUUCCCGGGCACAUCUGGACGUGGACGGGACGGCCCUGCUGCCCCAUACCUGGGAUUUGGCCCCUGGACGGAGCCCCGGACCCCCCACCCGUGGGCCAGGGCUGGGGCCGGGAGGGGAGAGCAGCAGCUGCCACCCCACGAAGCCAUAAUGUAACCGCUAGGCUGCUGCCAGGCCGCGGCCAGAGUGCACUGCAGCGGCCUCACGCUGGCCACCUGGGCUCUGGCUGGACAGAGCAGUGGUUGGAGCCCAGCAGGCCCCAGCAGGGCGUUGGGGGGCUGUGGAGCCGGUCUGAGCCCCCAUCUUUUCGUGCCUUGUAUCUCACAUGCGAGCAGCCCCUCCACCCUGCCUGCCCAUGUAACCCCCCAACCCCAGGGACAGCGUCCAAAGGCGCCUGGGACCCCACCCCACAGUGCUCUUGGGAACGUUGCCGCGGCCAGGUGUGCCCCGCCCCAGUGGCCCGGGGUGCGGCGGAGCAGCUGCGCGUGCGCUCAGGUGACAGGUCUCAGGGGACCCGCGGCCGUGGCUGCAUGGGUCAGGAAGUCGUGCCUUGAGGCGUCCCUGCCGCCCUCCGUCUCCGUGGGUGCGGGGUGCAGGGAUGGGGCUGCCUGGCCGGCGGCGGCCGGCGUGUGAGGUGCGGGGCAGUGCGGCACCUCGGCGGCGCCCGCUGCUGGCUGUUGGUGAGGAGUCCCGUGGAGCCUGUCCUGGUGCGGCCGUCUGAGUCGCGGGUCGCAAUAAACGUGGGCGGAUCA
Messenger RNA from Chinchilla lanigera (long-tailed chinchilla), 2223 nucleotides. RefSeq names its product vacuolar protein sorting 37 homolog C (S. cerevisiae) (gene Vps37c). NCBI's taxonomy places the organism in Eukaryota, Metazoa, Chordata, Mammalia, Rodentia, Chinchillidae. The record is from RefSeq and is a predicted model, not a curated record. Gene Ontology annotation, biological process: protein targeting to membrane; ubiquitin-dependent protein catabolic process via the multivesicular body sorting pathway; protein targeting to vacuole. Gene Ontology annotation, cellular component: ESCRT I complex. The coding region runs from base 256 to 1299 and encodes 347 amino acids. The transcript is spliced from 5 exons.